Molecule: messenger RNA, 1581 nt
Organism: Pyricularia grisea
Lineage: Eukaryota; Fungi; Ascomycota; Sordariomycetes; Magnaporthales; Pyriculariaceae
Exons: 3
Coding region: 1-1581 (526 amino acids)
Source: RefSeq, a predicted model, not a curated record
AUGGCCCAGCUCAGUCAACGAUGUAACGUCAGCAUCCUCAACUGGCUUGAGCAGGUUGUUCCGCCCUGUCCCCAUCUACCUUCCCUAAACUUGCCCUCCGUCUCCAUUUCGCCAACCAACAAGCGCAAACGAGCGAGGUCCGCCGCCAUCGCCAAUUGCCACUCCCUCGCCUCUCCACCCCUUUGGACGACCUAUCCACCUCUAUCGACGAGCGCCACAUAUAACGUCAAUACUAGGACCCCGACGGGGAAGAAGCGUCGGACGACUGCGACGGAAGACCAAGACGCAACCUUUGACCAGGAAGCCACGCCGCGACAACGAGGAGAACACCCUCCGUCCGCAAUACUUGCCCCUCCCCGGCUCUGCUUUACUCCUCAACCACAAGUAUGGGAGCCGACUGGCAGCGUGCAGUCGGCGACGAGCUCUGGCGUCUCUACAAGAUCAGGUCAGACUUCUCCAACUAAGGAACUGGCGAGGCUUGCUCUAGGUCCCGGUGCACUUGUAACGUACCCUUUGUCGCGGACACAGUCGCUGCCGCCGAAGCUGCUUGCUAUGCUCGAAAUAAUGGAAGACAUUGAGAGUGGCGUCGGCAUCUUCCCAGAGCGGUUAAAGGAUUCCAUUAGUAAAGAAACUGAAACCGGCCGCCUCCCACGCAUACCCCAUCACAUGUUUGCUGAGAACGAGACGCGUGAUUUAUUAGGCCCGACCCCGUCCGUCUCGGACGUGAUGGACAUUGUGGAGGACGCAAGUCGCUGCGUUUCGACGGGCCAAUACGAAGAUGGGUGGAUAUGCGGUGUUCAUUUCCCACUCCUGCGUCUUGCUCUCAGCGGGAAACGAGGGGUUGUCAACGACCUGUUGGACGUGCGCAUCACAACUCACGCCAAAGCUAUUCGUAUGUAUAGCUCUUUCGCAAGCCAGAAGCUGAGGAUGGUAGAUUUGUGUCUUGUCGCGUGUCCAUCCAACCUCCACCCAGCUGAUCCAACCACUAUCGCUGCGGCAGCGGCUGUCGAGACUUUGCGCAAAAGUCUUCCCAGCUCGUCCAUCAACCACAGCGACGCCCCCCCGCUCCUAGAUGCCCCAGUCGCAAUCAGCAUCGAGGUCAAAACGACUGGUGGUGAUGAACAGCGGCAGUCACUUCAAGUCGGCAUAUGGCAGGCCGCACAAUGGAACAUGUGGUCGCAGCUACUGGAAGGCCGACUUUUGCAAAAAUACACGACGGCAGUCAGAACAGCGCCUUCCGAACCUUCGGCAGGCGAUGGGGGGAACGGUCAAGAUGGUGCAAACGACGUGUUAAAAAGAAUCUCGGAGCAUGCCAUGGCCGAGUCGGAUCGCCUACUCUGCACACUCCCAUACCUCCCUGCGAUAUUCAUCCGUGGCCACUCGUGGUAUCUGGCUGGUACCUCCCGUCAAGGCGAAAAGACAAUUCUAUGGAGAGAAUAUCCUAUUGGGACGACCCAGAGCGUCGUGGGAACCUACAAAAUCAUAUACGGACUGCAAAACUUGUUUCAAUAUAUCCGCAACACAUUUUGGCCCUGGUAUCUUCGAGUCAUUCUAGAGAUAGAACCAAAUGACCCGCUAUAG